GCGUAAGGGAGAGAAUAUUCCAAUUCUUUGGUGAAAGGUACAAAUUUUGACCUUUCAUGGCUGUAAGAAUAACUCAAAAACUCCUUCCAAGAUUCAAGAAAUCAUUGAACACUUCAGCUACUCCUAUCUCUUUGGAGCCUUCACUUAACUUAUCCAUCGACAAAUCGAAGCUCACCGAAGAAUUCUUGAAAAAAUUCAAGACAUCAUUCAAUAUCAACAGCAUUUCAGCUAGAAGUGCUUUUAUCAUUGACAAGACCUCGCCAACUUUAAGCACAAACCAAGGCAUUGGCAACUAUAAAGCUGAUACGUCCGACGAAAAAACAUUGGAUUUUGAUGACGGAAAGAGAUUGUUCAAGUCGGUAACGACGGGGAAGUUAAUACGGUCCAUUUUGAAUCAACAAAUGGCUUCUUAUGAUCCAAUUGUAAAUAUUGGAACUCGGGUCAUGAGAUCAAAACUGUUUCAUAUUAGUCUCAUUAGGUACAUAAUAUUGUUUGUGGUUAAACAUACAUUUUAUGAUCAUUUUUGUGCUGGUGAAAAUUUGGAUGAAGCAAGAACAACUCUUCAAAAGCUUUGGAAUGGAGGCUUGAAAGGAAUUAUGGAUUACGGAUUAGAAGAUGCCACCGAUAACACUUCGUGCGACCGCAAUUUCAACGAGUUUCUUAAGAUUGUUGAUGCUACUCUUCCUCCAUCCUCCGUGAGUUAUGCUUGUGUAAAAAUCACCGCAAUUUGUCCAAAUUCACUGCUAAAAAAAGUAAGCGAUUUAUUGAGAUGGGAACAUAAAGAUCCUUCAUUUCAUCUUCCAUGGAAAUUGGAUACCCUGCCAAUGCUUGCCGACUCAAGCCCUUUCUAUCAUACAUUAAAGAAACCAAGUCAUUUAACAGCAACUGAAGAACAUGAUCUUGAUCGAGCUCACCAGAGACUACUCAAACUAUCUGAAAAAUGCCUUGAAAUGAAUCUUCCGUUACUCGUUGACGCCGAGUACUCAUCAGUACAACCAGCUAUUGACUACUUAACAUAUUCGACAAUGAUAAGAAUCAACAGAGAUGGAAAUAGAAUUGUGCACGGAACAAUUCAAGCGUACUUCAAAGAUGCAAAGGAAAGGCUAAUUCAAGCCACGGAAACAGCUGAAAAAAUGGGUGUUAUACUAGGCCUUAAGCUUGUAAGAGGAGCUUAUUUAUCACAUGAAUCCACAUUAGCUUCAUCUUUAGGAUUUUCUUCACCAAUUCAUGAAAGCAUCCAAGACACUCAUGCUUGUUACGACGAAUGUGCUUCAAUCAUGCUUGAGAAAGUUUCUAAGGGCACUGGAGCAGUUGUUCUUGCAACACAUAACAUUGAAUCAGGGAAAGCGGCAGCAUGGAAAGCUGAGGAAAUAGGGUUAGGAAAGAGUGACGAGAAAGUACAAUUUGCACAAUUGAAAGGAAUGGCAGAUGGGUUAUCGUUUGCAUUAAACAAUGCAGGCUUUCUAGUGAGCAAAUAUCUUCCUUAUGGACCAGUGGAGAUGGUAAUACCUUACCUUCUUAGGAGAGCCGAAGAGAACAAAGGCCUCUUAGCUACCUCAACCGUGGACAGACAAUUGAUGUGGGACGAAAUAAAAAGGCGAAUAAAAGGGAAAAUUAUGAAACGCGUUUAAAUUGUCAAUAACAAGAACAUCCUUUCGGUCCAGCAACUAUGUGCCAGGAAGAUUCAAGUGUAAUUUUUAAGCAGUUUGUUAUGUUAAUAGAAAACACUAACCAGUAGGUUCUGUUUUCUUAUGUAGGGCUUUUGCUUUUAGGAAAUAAAACGGCCGGGUAGCUGCUGCUUCAUGUAUCUAGUCCAUGCCGGCCGCCCAAUCUAAUUUCUUGCAAGAUAUGCAUUAUGAACAAAACUUGUUUGUAAAUAUGUGCUAUUUUUCUACUCAAUAAUGGGUUUGCUACUAAGUGGCAUUUGUAAAUCAAAAUCCUCUUUCAAAA
This is a messenger RNA of Papaver somniferum (opium poppy), 1950 nucleotides long. Its product is annotated as proline dehydrogenase 2, mitochondrial-like. The transcript is spliced from 4 exons. Gene Ontology annotation, cellular component: mitochondrion. Gene Ontology annotation, molecular function: proline dehydrogenase activity; FAD binding. The coding region runs from base 57 to 1631 and encodes 524 amino acids. The record is from RefSeq and is a predicted model, not a curated record. NCBI's taxonomy places the organism in Eukaryota, Viridiplantae, Streptophyta, Magnoliopsida, Ranunculales, Papaveraceae.